AUGCUUUUCCCUUCUCAUGACAGUCAGGCUUUCACCUCUGUGGACAUGGACGUGGGAUUUAAUCGCACCAUCCUGACUGAAUUCAUCUUGUUGGGUUUCUCAGCAGACCCCCAGUGGCAGCCGAUUCUAUUUGGAAUGUUUCUGAUGCUCUAUUUGAUAACCUUGUCGGGAAACAUGACCUUGGUUGUCUUAAUUCGAAUGGAUUCCCACUUGCAUAUGCCUAUGUACUUUUUCAUUGGUAAUCUGUCUUUUUUGGAUUUCUGGUAUACCUCUGUGUAUACCCCCAAAAUCCUGGCCAGUUGUGUCUCAGAAGAUAAGCACAUUUCUUUGGCUGGAUGUGGGGCUCAGCUGUUUUUUUCCUGUGUUGUAGCCUACACUGAAUGCUAUCUCCUGGCAGCCAUGGCUUAUGACCGCCAUGCAGCAAUUUGUAACCCAUUGCUUUACUCAGGUGCCAUGUCCACUGCCCUCUGUACUGGGCUUGUUGCUGGCUCCUACAUAGGAGGAUUUUUGAAUGCCAUAGCCCAUACUGCCAAUACAUUCCGCCUGCGUUUUUGUGGUAAAAAUAUCAUUGACCACUUUUUCUGUGAUGUACCACCAUUGGUAAAAAUGUCCUGUACAGACACCAGGGUCUACGAAAAAGUUCUCCUUGGUGUGGUGGGCUUCACAGUCCUCUCCAGCAUUCUUGCUAUCCUGAUUUCCUAUGUCAACAUCCUCUUGGCUAUCCUGAGAAUCCACUCAGCUUCAGGAAGACGCAAGGCAUUCUCCACCUGUGCUUCGCACCUCAUCUCAGUCAUGCUCUUCUAUGGAUCAUUGUUGUUUAUGUAUUCAAGGCCUAGUUCCACCUACUCCCUAGAGAGGGACAAAGUAGCUGCUCUGUUCUACACUGUGAUCAACCCACUGCUCAACCCUCUCAUCUAUAGCCUGAGAAACAAAGAUAUCAAAGAGGCCUUCAGGAAAGCAACACAGACUAUACGACCGCAAACGUGA
Molecule: messenger RNA, 987 nt
Organism: Chlorocebus sabaeus (green monkey)
Lineage: Eukaryota; Metazoa; Chordata; Mammalia; Primates; Cercopithecidae
Source: RefSeq, a predicted model, not a curated record